GAAGUCCAAUCCUUUUACACAAAUAAAUGAAGAAGUCCAACGCUUCAUUUUGUCUCUCCUACUUGACUUGAGCUGUUGAUCAAUAAUUCUCCAAAUUAAUUGGCUCCAACGAUGGACGAGAGAGAGCCGGUAAGAAUUGAGGUGUCGGAGAUCAGAAGAAUAAGAAGCCUUAGUUCAUCAUUCGGUCGUCAAACAUUGAGUUUCCGAAGCAGCUCGGCCGCAUCGGUGGAGGAGGAGCAUGAGAGGGAUACUAUAGAUCCAUCACUUUGGGCAACAGUUGAGAGAUUACCGACAUUCGAACGGUUGAGAUCGUCGUUGUUCGAAGACGUUAGAGGAGUGGAAGUUGAUCAGGAGAAUGGUGGAAGAAGAGUUGUUGAUGUUACUAAGCUUGGAGAUGUGGAACGCCAUCUUUUUAUACAAAGACUCAUCAAACACAUUGAAAAUGAUAAUCUCAAGCUCUUGACAAAAAUUAGAGAGAGAAUCCACAAGGUUGGUGUGAAAUUUCCAACGGUGGAAGUGAAAUACAAAAAUGUGCACAUUCAGGCAGAAUAUGAGAUCGUUCGUGGGAAAGCUCUUCCAACACUAUGGAAUUCAUUUCAAACCAAGUUUUUUGACAUCAUCAAAUUAUGUGGUUCGAAGUCCCAUGAAGCUAAAAUUAACAUAAUCGAAGAUGUGAGUGGUGUCAUAAAGCCAGGAAGGUUAACUUUGCUACUUGGACCUCCAGGAUGUGGAAAGACCACACUACUAAAGGCACUCUCUGGGAAUCUUAACAAAUCUCUCAAAAUGAGAGGUCAUAUUUGUUAUAAUGGACACGAACUUGAAGAAUUUGUCCCCCAAAAGACUUCUGCUUACAUAAGCCAAUAUGACCUCCACAUUCCUGAGAUGACUGUGAGAGAAACCUUAGAUUUUUCAGCUUGGUGUCAAGGCAUCGGAAGUCGAGCAGAAAUGAUGAAGGAAGUUUGUAAAAGGGAGAAGGAAGAAGGAAUUAUUCCUGAUCCUGAUGUUGAUACUUACAUGAAGGCUAUUUCUGUUGAAGGAUUAAGACAAAGUCUUCAAACAGACUACAUACUCAAGAUCCUUGGGCUUGAUAUCUGUGCUGACACUUUAGUUGGAGAUGUAAUGAGAAGAGGUAUUUCAGGUGGUCAGAAAAAGAGAUUAACCACAGGAGAAAUGAUUGUUGGUCCAAACCGAGCAUUGUUCAUGGAUGAAAUAACAAAUGGAUUGGAUAGUUCCACUGCCUUUCAAAUAGUUUCUUGUCUUCAACACUUUGUUCAUCUUUCGGAUGCUACAAUUCUUAUUUCUCUUCUUCAACCAGCUCCAGAAACCUUUGAAUUAUUCGAUGAUUUGAUCUUGAUGGCACCAAAUAAAAUUAUCUAUCAUGGACCUUGUAACCAAGUUCUUGAAUUCUUUGAAGAUUGUGGAUUCAAGUGCCCUAAAAGAAAAGGUGUUGCAGAUUUUCUUCAAGAAGUCAUUUCCAAAAAAGACCAACCACAGUUUUGGUACCCUAAUCACAUUCCCCAUACACAUAUCUCGGCCGAUACAUUUUGUAAGAAUUUCAAAUCGUCGAGUUACGGAAGAAAGCUCGAAGAAGAGCUCUCAAAAACUUCUUCUUUUGACAAUGACAAUGGAGACAAAUUAGGAAGCAUCCAUGUCGAUCAUAAUGUUUCUAAAUGGGAAGUGUUCAAAGCUUGUGCAUCAAGAGAACUUCUCCUCAUGAAAAGAAAUUCAUUUAUCUAUGUAUUCAAGACAAUUCAGCUUAUUGUUAUCGGUUCAAUAACGAUGACUGUGUAUUUACGAACUCGAAUGGGAGUUGAUCUUGAGCAUAGUAACUACUACAUGGGAGCCCUAUUUUUUGCACUUCUUUUACUACUGGUUGAUGGGUUUCCAGAGUUGGCAAUUGUCAUUCAAAGACUAGAAGUUUUCUAUAAACAGAGAGAAUUCUAUUUCUACCCAGCAUGGGCCUAUGUAGUUCCGGCUGCCAUUUUGAAGAUCCCUCUUUCACUACUUGGAUCAUUAGUAUGGACUUCUCUUACUUAUUAUGUCAUUGGUUACACCCCUGAGGCUACCAGGUUUUUCCGACAACUCAUUACUUUAUUUGCCGUGCAUUUAACAUCUUUAUCGAUGUUUCGACUAAUAGCUGGGGUGUUCCAAACACAUGUUGCUUCCAUGGCAGUAGGAAGUUUCGCAAUAUUACUUGUCUUGAUAUUUGGUGGCUUCCUUAUCACACAUCCCUCAAUGCCAGUUUGGUUGGCAUGGGCAUUUUGGGUUUCUCCCAUUAGUUAUGGUGAAAUUGGGCUUUCAGUAAAUGAAUUCCUUGCUCCAAGGUGGCAAAAGGUUGAAGCUACGAACAGUACAGUAGGGCAUGAAGUUCUUCAAAGUCGAGGCCUCGAUUAUCGUCCAUACUUCUUCUGGAUUUCACUCGCAGCCUUGUUUGGAUUUGCACUUCUGUUCAACCUUGGAUUUGCUUUGGCUCUUACUUUCCUCGAUCCCCCUGGAUCUUCUCGUGCUAUUAUCUCUUAUGAAAAGCUUUCCAAAUCCAAGAGCAGUCAAGAAUCUAUUUCAGUGGAACAAGCUCCGACCGCCGUAGAAUCCGUCGAAGCCAGAUUAGCAUUGCCAUUUAAACCUCUAACAGUUGUGUUUCAAGACUUGCAGUAUUAUGUGGACAUGCCAUUGGAAAUGAGAGAAAGGGGUGUCAGCCAGAAGAAACUCCAACUCCUUUCUGAUAUUACAGGGGCUUUAAGGCCUGGCAUCCUCACAGCAUUGAUGGGUGUCAGCGGAGCUGGAAAGACAACUCUACUUGAUGUUCUUGCAGGAAGAAAAACGAGUGGAUACGUCGAAGGAGAAAUUAGAAUUGGUGGUUUUCCUAAAGUUCAAGAAACAUUUGCAAGGAUAUCUGGUUAUUGUGAACAAACUGAUAUACAUUCUCCACAUAUCACAGUGGAAGAAUCUCUAAUUUUCUCUGCUUGGCUUCGUUUGUCAUCUGACAUCGACUUGAAAACAAGAGCACAAUUUGUGAAUGAAGUCCUUGAGACCAUUGAACUUGAUAGCAUAAAGGAUACCUUAGUUGGGAUACCUGGCGUCAGCGGUCUAUCAACUGAGCAGCGUAAAAGAUUAACCAUAGCUGUGGAGCUUGUUUCUAAUCCCUCUAUCAUCUUCAUGGAUGAGCCUACCACUGGUUUGGAUGCACGUGCAGCAGCAAUUGUCAUGCGAGCUGUUAAGAAUGUGGUUGAUACUGGAAGAACCAUAGUUUGUACCAUCCACCAGCCAAGUAUUGACAUCUUCGAAUCAUUUGAUGAGUUGAUUCUUCUCAAAACUGGCGGUCAAAUGGUUUACUGUGGUCCAUUAGGACAACAUUCAUCCAAGGUUAUAGAAUAUUUUGAGCAUGUCCCUAGGGUUUCAAAGAUUAGAGAGAACUACAAUCCUGCAACAUGGAUGCUAGAGGUUACCUCUUCAUCAGCAGAAGCAGAACUUGGCAUAGAUUUUGCUCAAGUGUAUAGAAACUCUUCUCAAUAUGAGCAUAUCAAAGAACUUGUGAAGCAGUUGAGUAUUUCGCCUCCUGGUUCGAGAGAUUUGCAUUUUUCAAACAUCUUUUCGCAUAAUUUUGUGGGACAAUUCAAGGCUUGCCUCUGGAAACAAAACUUGUCUUAUUGGAGGAAUCCUUCUUAUAACUCAAUGCGUUUCUUGCAUACCACUUUAUCAUCUUUGAUUUAUGGGAUACUAUUCUGGAAACAAGCAAAGAAGCUAGAAAACCAGCAAGACUUAUUCAAUGUCUUCGGUUCAAUGUUCACGGCUGUGAUCUUUAUGGGUAUCAACAACUGCUCAUCAGUCCUUCCUCAUGUAUCAAUGGAGAGAACUGUGAUGUACAGGGAAAGGUUUUCUGGGAUGUAUUCUUCAUGGGCUUAUUCACUUGCGCAGGUGAUUGUUGAGGUUCCAUAUCUGUUUGUACAAGUGGCUAUCUAUAUAAUUAUCACUUACCCAAUGAUUGGAUACGAUGGAUCAGCUUCCAAAGUAUUAUUGUGUUUCUACUCGAUGUUCUCAGCACUUCUUUACUUUAAUUAUCUUGGGAUGUUGCUCGUCUCCAUCACACCAAACUAUCAGAUUGCUAGCAUUUUGUCCUCUGCCUUCUACACCAUGUUCAAUCUCUUUUCUGGCUUUCUCGUUCCAAAACCACAAAUUCCAGGGUGGUGGAUAUGGUUGUAUUAUAUGAUCCCAACGUCGUGGACUUUGAAUUGUUUACUAACUUCACAAUAUGGAGAUGUAGACAAGCCAUUGAAGGUGUUUGGAGAAACAACAACAAUAUCAGUUUUCUUGAGACAUUACUUUGGGUUUCACCACAACGAACUUCUCCUUGUAGGAGCCAUUCUCAUUCUCUUCCCAAUCCUUAUAGCUUUCCUUUUUGGAUAUUUUAUAGGAAAAUUGAACUUUCAGAGAAGGUAAACACGUUAACCUUUUUUUUGUUUUUUUUGGUAAAAAUCCUAUCUGAAAUUAAUAUUUGAAUCAUUUUCGUGCUGUCAAAGUUUCAAUUCUGUAUAUAUUCUGAUAAUAAGCGUUGAAGAAUAAUCGUGUAAUAUUUCAUUUUCACAAAAGCUUAGCAUCAAUUAAAUAUGAUUGUGUUUUUCAUUUC
Molecule: messenger RNA, 4624 nt
Organism: Cucumis melo (muskmelon)
Lineage: Eukaryota; Viridiplantae; Streptophyta; Magnoliopsida; Cucurbitales; Cucurbitaceae
Product: pleiotropic drug resistance protein 3-like
Exons: 23
Coding region: 112-4437 (1441 amino acids)
Cellular component (GO): membrane
Molecular function (GO): ABC-type transporter activity; ATP hydrolysis activity; ATP binding
Source: RefSeq, a predicted model, not a curated record